This is a messenger RNA of Onychomys torridus (southern grasshopper mouse), 3497 nucleotides long. It is a transcript of the gene Ift54, whose product is annotated as TRAF3 interacting protein 1. Gene Ontology annotation, molecular function: microtubule binding. The record is from RefSeq and is a predicted model, not a curated record. Gene Ontology annotation, biological process: cilium assembly; intraciliary transport; regulation of microtubule cytoskeleton organization. The transcript has 15 exons. Bases 94 to 1956 code for a protein of 620 amino acids. Lineage: Eukaryota; Metazoa; Chordata; Mammalia; Rodentia; Cricetidae. Gene Ontology annotation, cellular component: intraciliary transport particle B; ciliary basal body; axoneme.
GAGACCGGCGCUCCUGGACGGCGGGCAUCUCGGGGCACCGGGCGGAGGCGCGGCGCGCGGGGAGGGGUGCGGGCGGUCGCGGGCGCCAGCGCCAUGAACGCGGCAGUGGUGCGGCGGACGCAGGAGGCUCUGGGCAAAGUGAUCCGGAGGCCGCCGCUCACCGAGAAGCUGCUGAACAAGCCGCCGUUCCGCUACCUGCACGACAUCAUCACCGAGGUGAUUAGGAUAACUGGCUUCAUGAAGGGCCUCUACACAGAUGCUGAGAUGAAGUCAGAUAAUGUCAAGGAUAAAGAUGCAAAAAUUAGCUUCCUCCAGAAGGCCAUAGAUGUGGUCAUGAUGGUCUCAGGAGAACCCUUGUCAGCAAAACCAGCAAGAAUCGUGGCCGGGCAUGAACCUGAAAAAACCAAUGAGCUGCUUCAGCUGAUUGGCAAGUGCUGCCUCAACAAGCUCUCCAGUGAUGAGGCAGUGAAGAGAGUCUUAGCUGGGGAGAAGGCAGACUCCAGAGGACGGGCCGUACGGACCUCCAAAGCCCAUGAGGCCGACAACAAGAAUGUGAAGGAAGAAGAGUCCAGAGUUCAUAAGGAGGAUAAAAGAACCUCUGAGGUAAAGGAGAGAAGCGCCAGUGCAGAGCACAGACAGAAGGAGGAAUUGAAAGAAGAGAACAAGCCACGGGAGAAGGAGAGGGACAAGGAGAAGGCAAAGGAGCCCGACCGAGACCGCCACAGAGAGCCUGACAAGGACAGAAGCAGAGAGCGAGAGAAAGCCAGGAGUCGGGCCAAGCAGGACAAGGACAGAAGCAACAGAGACCGGGACAGGGAGGCCGAAAGGGACAAGGAUCGGGAGAGAAGGAGCGAGGGCGGGAAAGAAAAGGAGAGGCUGAAGGACCGCGACCGGGGGAAAGAUCGGGAACGGCGGAAAGCGAAGAACGGGGAGCAUUCCCGGGACCCCGACCGGGAGAAGAGCAGAGAUCCAGACAAGCCAGAGAAAAAGUCAGCAAGCUCAGGGGAGAUGUCUAAAAAGUUGUCAGAUGGAUCUUUCAAAGAUGCCAAAGCAGAGAUGGAGGCUGAGGUUUCUGUGGGAGCAUCCAGAUCCUUGUCGUCAAAAACGUCAAAACGGCGAUCCAAGAAUUCACUGGAAGGCGACUCCCCCAGUGACGCAGAAGGAGAAGCUGGACCUACUGGCCAAGAUAAGCCCGAGGUGUCAGAGAAUACAGAAGUCCCCAGUGAGCUUUCCUCCAAUCUCAGAAGAAUUCCUCGGCCAGGGAGUGCGCGACCAGCACCUCCCAGGGUCAAACGACAAGAGAGCACUGAGACCCUGGCAGGAGACAGGUCAGGAAGUGGUAAAACCGUCUCCAAUGUGAUCAUUGACUCACAGAAUUCUGACAAUGAGGAUGAUGAGCAGUUUGUGGUAGAAGCUGCCCCUCAGCUCACAGAAAUGUCAGAGAUUGAAAUGGUGCCAUCAGGGGACCUGGAGGAUGAGGAGAAGCAUGGUGGGCUUGUGAAAAAGAUCUUGGAGACGAAGAAGGAUUAUGAGAAAUUGCAGCAGUCUUCCAAGCCCGGUGAGAAGGAGCGAUCCCUCAUCUUUGAGUCAGCGUGGAAGAAGGAGAAGGACAUCGUUUCGAAAGAGAUAGAGAAGCUCCGUGUGUCCAUCCAGACCCUGUGUAAGAGUGCACUUCCCCUGGGAAAGAUCAUGGACUACAUCCAGGAAGACGUCGACGCCAUGCAGAACGAGCUGCAGCUGUGGCACAGCGAGAACAGGCAGCAUGCUGAGGCCCUGAGCAAGGAGCAGAGCAUCACAGACAGUGCGGUGGAGCCCCUGAAGGCCGAGCUAGCUGAGCUGGAGCAGCAGAUCAAAGACCAGCAGGACAAGAUCUGUGCUGUGAAGGCCAACAUCCUGAAGAACGAGGAGAAGAUCCAGAAAAUGGUGCAUAGCAUCAACCUGACGUCACGAAGGUGAACGGCCAACCCUGCAGAGAUGGAGCAGUCGUCCCCGUGAUGGGAGAAGAGGCGGGAAAGUGCCACUCUGAGCCCCAGUCUGCUGAGAAACUGGACUGCAGAUGGCUGGACCCAGCUGAGUUCAGCUUUCGGCUCAGGCGCUAAGCUUAUUAAAAGGCUGUUUUCUUACCUCCUUCCAGCUGCGGUGCUUGCGACUUCCGUCUUCAGCUCGCCUCGUGGGAGGGCUUCUUUCUUGGUUUUUUGGCAAAUAUGUUUUCUGCUGCAGCCUGUUUAAUCCUGUCCCUGAAUUUUUCUAGCGGUAAGUUGUGUCAUCUUCUGGGGAAACGGAGGAUCUUCAUUUCUGCUUCAGAGUCUCCCAGAAGGACUUCCUGCCAGCACCCAGUAAAGGGUGACUGUGUCCUUUUUAGCGGGUACUUCACAGAUAGAACGAGGCCUGGAAUGAUUAAAUUGCGCUUCCAUUUCAGCCUGUGACCUUUAAGGUACCUGUCACUGUGCAGGGUUGUUGUCCUCUUACAUUGCACAUGCUGCUGUCUGCAGUCCCCUCCUGGCCCUGCUGUCUGCAGUUCUAGCCCAUGAAGUGCAUGUGCUGACAAAGGAGAAUUCAGUCUGGCCAUUAUUAAAUCUGGCAUUGUCUGAUGGGAAACUGUCAUGGCUGCCCCUUUGGCUUUCUUCAGCCUCCAGAGUAUUCCCAAUGGACAAGCAAUGCCCUGGGCCUCCUUAAGACCGUGGAGCAUGAAGGGCAGGCAGCAUGAUCCUUUUCCUCUGUGUAGGUGUGUGCACUGAGAGGUGGCAGUGAGGAGAGACUAUAAAGAAGAGAGUGCACCAAGAAGUUAUAGUUUGUGUUGGGUUCCCCUUUUUAAAGAUCCUUUUUUUCAAAGCAUAGUGGAUUUUUUUUUAAUGGUUUAUAUUCAGUUUUUCACCUACAUAAAAUACUGUAAAUACUUACAAGGUCUUGAAUUAUUGUAUAAAGGAUCUCAGCGUUAGAAGAUGUUCUUACUGGCUUAAGGUCUGCGAUCAUCCUUAUGUUCCUGAGUAUUUAUUAUGUUCACUAAGGCAAGCCCUGGUAAGUGCAAAGACUACUGGAGCACUUUAGGAAUUGUGUUUCCUAGAGGCUUGCAGACACGGCACAGCUAGUGUUUCUAGUCAGUUGAAGGCAGCAGCCCAGUUCUCAACUGGGGGCCGUCGGGACCAGGUAGAGACUCCCUUCAGCUGGUAGUCCUUCUCCUGGCACCACACCACUCUACCAACCAGACGCUUCUGAAUAGUUUGAGGAGAGAAGGAUUGUUCGUCUACCAGUCUUUUGUAUGUUCAUAAUCUCUUUUCUACUAAAUUGAAUGACUUAGCCAUAACUCUAAGUGGACCCUAUGUAGCCCAAGUUAAGAUAUAUAUAUAUAACCUUUUAUAAAUUUGUAUAUAUGAAUAGAAUUUUUAUGUUGCAAAAUUUACAUACAUUGUAUGUGAGUAAAUUUUAUAUGCUGUAGUCUAUCAGAUUGUAUCAUAAAGUUUUAUUUUUCUUUUAUACAUAAAUCAUUAAAAUAAUCA